Drosophila elegans is the source of this 523-nucleotide messenger RNA. RefSeq lists its product as uncharacterized. NCBI's taxonomy places the organism in Eukaryota, Metazoa, Arthropoda, Insecta, Diptera, Drosophilidae. The record is from RefSeq and is a predicted model, not a curated record. The coding region runs from base 162 to 413 and encodes 83 amino acids. The transcript has 2 exons.
AAAAUUCCCUUAUAUGCUUCGACUUUAGUAUCAUUAUGUAAAUUUUAUUUGGCUAACGUCAAGAGCACCCACAAAUAAUUUUAAAAAAUUAGUUGCAAAUUAAAACCCAAACCGUUUAGUCCAUUGUUUGUGAGAGUGAAAUCCGAAGCUCCAAGCGAAAGAUGCCAGUGGCAGUGCGUCUUGUGGAGGCCUUGACCCUGAUCACCAUUAUGGGUCUGAUCACAUGCAUUGGUCUAAGUGUGAUUUUGGCGCAAAAAACCCUUAGUAUUACAAUAACGUUUUUGGAGCCCGCUGCAAAUAUUGCCAAUAUGGCCCUGAUUUUGACUGAGAAAGUGCUGGUGUCUUCUCUGCUCUGUGUUUUGGGUCUGACCAAUGUUGUGGCAAAUGCCCUCCAUGCGGCUGGAAUCGCCUAAAGAACGCUUACUUUUUGGAUGAUUUAUUUUCCCCCACUAACUUUCGGUUUUCUGAUCAAUGUUCGACUGUUGUAUGCCUCAAAAUUCUCAAUAUACGUUUUAAUAUGCCA